AUGGGGCCAUGGCCCUGCUCCGGGCCCACGGAGCCCCCCAGCGGCGGCGUUGGGGCCCGCGCCCGGCACGUCAUCAUCAACGUGGGCGGCUGCAGGGUGCGCCUGGCCUGGGCCGCGCUGGCGCGCUGUCCCCUUGCGCGCCUCGAGCGCCUGCGGGCCUGCCAAGGCCACGAUGAGCUCCUGCGCGUGUGCGAUGACUACGACGUGAGCCGCGACGAGUUCUUCUUCGACCGCAGCCCGUGCGCCUUCCGCGCCAUCGUGGCGCUGCUGCGCGCCGGCAAGCUGAGGCUGCUGCGCGGCCCCUGCGCGCUGGCCUUCCGCGACGAGCUGGCCUACUGGGGCAUCGACGAGGCGCGCCUGGAGCGCUGCUGCCUGCGCCGCCUGCGCCGCCGCGAGGAGGAGGCGGCCGAGGCGCGCGCGGGGCCCGCGGAGCGAGCGGCGCCCGACAGCCCGCGCUGCGCCCUGGGCCCGGACGGGCGGCUGGCGCGCGGCCGGCGGCGCCUGCGCGACGUGGUGGACAACCCGCACUCGGGGCUCGCCGGCAAGCUCUUCGCCUGCGUGUCUGUCGCCUUCGUGGCCGUCACGGCCGUCGGCCUCUGCCUGAGCACCAUGCCAGACAUCCGCGCCGAGGAGGAGCGGGGCGAGUGCUCCCGCAAGUGCCGCAACCUCUUCGUGCUGGAGACGGUGUGCGUGGCCUGGUUCUCCUUCGAGUUCCUGCUGCGCUCGCUGCAGGCCGAGAGCAAGUGCGCCUUCCUGCGGACGCCGCUCAACAUCAUCGACAUUCUGGCCAUCCUGCCCUUCUACGUGUCGCUGCUCGUGGGCCUGGCGGCGGGCGGCGCGGCGCGGGCGGGCGCGGGCGCGGGCGCGGGCGGCAACAAGCUGCUGGAGCGCGCGGGGCUGGUGCUGCGCCUGCUGCGCGCGCUGCGCGUGCUCUACGUGAUGCGCCUGGCGCGCCACUCGCUCGGGCUGCGCUCGCUGGGCCUGACCGUGCGCCGCUGCGCGCGCGAGUUCGGGCUGCUGCUGCUCUUCCUCUGCGUGGCCAUGGCCCUCUUCGCGCCGCUCGUGCACCUGGCCGAGCGCGAGCUGGGCGCGCGGCGCGACUUCUCCAGCGUGCCGGCCAGCUACUGGUGGGCCGUCAUCUCCAUGACCACCGUGGGCUACGGCGACAUGGUGCCGCGCAGCCUGCCGGGCCAGGUGGUGGCGCUCAGCAGCAUCCUCAGCGGCAUCCUGCUCAUGGCCUUCCCGGUCACCUCCAUCUUCCACACCUUUUCACGCUCCUAUUCGGAGCUCAAGGAGCAGCAGCAGCGCGCCGCCAGCCCCGCGCCGGCCCUGCGCGAGGACAGCACGCGCUCCGCCAGCGCCACCGAGGACAGCUCACAGGGUCCCGACGGCACCGGCACGGCCGGGGACUCCACGGACCGCGAGUGGGUGCGCGCAGGGCCGGCAUGACCGGCGCGGAGACCCUGCCCCCAGAGGUGGCUGUGGCCGUCCCCGGCACAGGAGGCUGCCUCUCAUGAGCUGUAGAAAUGGAACCACAGUCGUUACCUCCCACCGCUUGCAGAGGGACAGGGACCGCCCUCGGGGCAGCAGCUCCCGCUGCCGGAAGGGGCCUUGCGCUCCCGUCCACGUGCAUGUUGCUUGACCAGCGCUGCCCCAGGACCGCCCAGGCUGGCACACCUGACUCGGAGGUAGGGACAAGAGCCACCCUGUGCUUUGAGUAAAAGUAAUUCCUUGAAGGCACCGCCAGCCUGUUCUUCCUUUUAUUCCCGUUGAAGUUUGGACUUUAUGGCUAGAUAAAAAUAUGUUCAAGAAAUCCCAGAAAGUCCAAGCCUGUAGCAAGUACGAUGCCAUACUGUCCCCAGGCCUCGCCUGACUUCCCUGCUCUUAAGCCUGUGAGGGGCAGUCCUUGGAGGCACAGUAUGGGGGAGGACGGGCAGUCCCUGCUCCUGCCACAUCCAAGCAGGAUCCCCGUGGGAGGAAGGCCUUCCCUAUGCAUCCAGCUCUGCAGAAGCCCUCAUCCCUGCCAAGUGACAGGCAGAGGUGUGACAUUGAUGCUCCUUUGGGGGUCCAGCCCUGACCUCUCACUUCAUUCCGUGGCACUCUCUCUGGUCACCUCCUCACAGCUCUCCCCUGAAAUGCUUCUGCCCAUGCACCCUGCGGACUGCACCCUGCCUCCUGGGACACCCCAUGUCCUGGAGGAACCUUUCCGUCCCUCUCCAGGCCUGGAGGAGGUUCAGGGAGGAGAUGGGGGCAGGGACCCUGGGCGUGCAGCUGCUCGAAGCCCGUCGUCAGAGUCCUGGGCCUUUUCUCCUCUGGAGAUGGAGCAUGGAACUUUCCCAAGCAUGCUGCUUUGCACUUUUUCAUUGUAGAGUGGAGCCAGGACCCCUGGAACAUUGCUGCCACAGACCCUGCAGGAAGAGGAGCCGCACCACCAGGAGACCCCACUAAUGCCAGGCACCCACGCACCACCAUCCAGCCCAGCUUUUAGCAGGGCCUGUCCUGGUGGGGGGGGGUGAGCCAGGAGGAAGGGGAGGCUGGGGCCGGGAGCCAGGAUGGGGCCUCUGCAGACGUUCCCUGCGGUGCCACCUCUUCUGCACGGCUUUCUCCCUCAGGCAGCACCAGUGUCCUCCCCAAAGCACAGGUGUCGGGGGUGCCAGGAAGGAGCUCCCUGUGACCACAAGGAGUCAGGACAUGCAGUUUGUGGGGCCCUCUACCCGGACAGUGUCUGUGCAUGCACAGCCAGGUGUGUCCCUUCAGUCCCAAGUACCCCCAGCUUCGUUCUGACGCUGCUCCCCCCAGGGUGGGGCCAGGAACAUACCCAGAGCUGGAUCCCAGGGCGGCACCCUGUGGGCUGUACACUGCAGAGGCCCUGCAGGGGCCACCACAAGACAGCCUGGGUUUCCUUGUGUCCUCCUCAUUCCCAGUGUGUGCAGGAACCCCUGGGCUCCAUCUACUGAGUCUGUCGGUCAGUGUCAAGUGGACAGGAGCUCUGGGAAGCAGGGGAACUGAAAUAACUUGGUCUUACCAGCAACCAAGAAAUGUACCAGGGCUCAAACGGACCUGAGGGUCCACAAACCACUGGAAGGCAAAGCCUGUCUCCCACUGUCUGCUUUCUCCAGGGUGCUCACAUCAGCUCAUCAGAUGGGGAAAUGGAGUGUCCACGGUGGACUUGGCACCUGGCCACACCUGCCACCCCACCUGCGGGCACAGCCAGGCCUGCCCAGCUCCCUAGGCAGGCAUCGGCCAUGGCUCCUGCGGUCACUGUCCUCAGGAUUCGACUGUUUGGGGGAGACUGAGCUGCAGCCCAAGUCU
This is a messenger RNA of Rhinolophus ferrumequinum (greater horseshoe bat), 3312 nucleotides long. It is a transcript of the gene KCNG2, whose product is annotated as potassium voltage-gated channel modifier subfamily G member 2. Lineage: Eukaryota; Metazoa; Chordata; Mammalia; Chiroptera; Rhinolophidae. Gene Ontology annotation, cellular component: membrane; voltage-gated potassium channel complex. The record is from RefSeq and is a predicted model, not a curated record. Gene Ontology annotation, molecular function: voltage-gated potassium channel activity; protein binding. Gene Ontology annotation, biological process: protein homooligomerization; potassium ion transmembrane transport.